Molecule: messenger RNA, 336 nt
Organism: Glycine soja
Lineage: Eukaryota; Viridiplantae; Streptophyta; Magnoliopsida; Fabales; Fabaceae
Exons: 1
Coding region: 1-336 (111 amino acids)
Source: RefSeq, a predicted model, not a curated record
AUGGCCUCAAGAAUUGUUGCUCCUUCAAUUCCAAAGUCCCAAUCCCACACAAAACGUGCGUGCUUGUGCUCUCCCACCACACACCCUGGCUCCUUCAGGUGUAGCUUUCACAAGAAGCCCCUCAGAACUGUGCCUAGGAACCCCUCCAACAACACCUCUCAUCAUCAUUUGGACUCAUCUAUUUUUUCUGCAAAAGCUGAUUCUUUGAUGAAGGCAUUUCUCCUGCAAGUUAUUAAGCCCUCUAGCCAUGAUCUUCACAGAAGGAAGAGUUUCCAACCAAAGCCUACCCGGUUUUGUUUGAUGAAUGGUAACAAUGAUGGAGUUUCAGUUUCUUGA